AUGGAGACUCAGCAGCUGGUGCCACCGUAUGAAGUCACGGUCCAUCAUGCGUGCCUAUUGAAGAUGUACCACGAAGGUGGUAGAGAGGUGACUGAAGACCUCGAGGCGCAGAUCGCGUUUGGCGAUGACGGAUUUCAUGUGGAGUGCCUGGACGAAGCGCGCUGCGUGGAUGGCCAACACCAAGUUUUGGUGAAGUGGUUUGGAUUGGACGAUGAAGAAUCGUCCUGGGAACCUGCGGCGAAUUUGCUGGACGACAUUCCAGUCGUAUUUCGCAAGUGGGCGGCGGCGAACAAGGAAGACCCUACCGUGGCCGCCCUCAUCAAGACACUGGACUUUCCUGUGUAUAUUUGCUGCCUUGACGAAGGUCCCGUGGCCGAAAGCCUAGAAGAAGCGGGAGACAAAACACCGACGACAGUCACCAGGGAGGUGAACCGAGACUACCUUGUCAACAAGGUUAUCCCAGCGAUUCGAUCCCUAUGGCCGCGGCAACGAUCAAGCGUGAUCUCGAUCCAACAAGAUAAUGCAAGGCCCCAUGUCAGCGUUGACUAUGUUGCUGUUCGGAUUGCAGUCUCUAUGGACGGAUGGAACAUCAAAUUGUGCGCUCAACCAGACUAA
Messenger RNA from Aphanomyces astaci, 615 nucleotides. RefSeq lists its product as hypothetical. Gene Ontology annotation, molecular function: nucleic acid binding. NCBI's taxonomy places the organism in Eukaryota, Oomycota, Saprolegniomycetes, Saprolegniales, Verrucalvaceae. The coding region runs from base 1 to 615 and encodes 204 amino acids. The record is from RefSeq and is a predicted model, not a curated record. The transcript has 2 exons.